UUCCGAAGCUCUAAUUUCUCGGCGAGGAAAUUGCAGAGCGGCAGCCCUAGGGGGGGAAUUCUAGCGGAGGGAGCCCCUCUUUCUUCCUCCGAAGCUUCCAGAGGCAACCUUCUUUGUGUGUGUGUGUGUGUGUGUGUUUCCUGGUUCGCGCCACCAUUGUCUUCCCUUGCGGGUGUCUGGCUUAGUGCUUCUUAGUGCCCUUGAUAGACUUCCUUCUUCUUCUUCUUCGUCGUCGUUGUCUUCUUCUUCCUUUGGAAUUUUUUGUUUUCUGGAAGGUGGAAAUUUGGAGAAGUCAAUGAAUUUGUGGUGCUUCCCUGAUCAAUUUUUAUUCUUUUACUAUAAUUAGGAAUUUGGGGGAGCUAGUACGAGAUUGGAAUAACUGGAACUCGACUCUGGAAGGUGUUGCUUGUUUAUCUCGGGGUUUGGUUUCCUUUUCUUUCCAUCAGAAGUUUGAUUUCAGUGGUAACUUACGUCCUUUUUUCUGUCGUUUUGGGGAUGCUGGGAUUUUGAAAAUAACCGAGGUUCUGCACUUUGGUUUGAGGUCUGGUGGUUUCUCCUGUAGGUUAGAGUCUCUUCGAUCGCUUUGUUGUUGUCGCUUUCCUUUUUUAAAAAAAUCGUGCUGUUAUUUCUCCUGAUCGUUUUUUUUUAUUCACUUAGUUGAAAGGAAAAAAUUGAAGGCAGGAUUAUUCGUUGAAAAAGCUUAUAGUGGUGAUUUCUGCAGUUUUACCUCUUUUUAGUCUUGGUGAACUCAUGAAAUUGUGAAGAUCAUGUGGUUUUGCUAGCCUUCGUUUUUCUCCUGUACGGUGCCUAAAACUUCACUUUUUUAAAGCUUCACUAAGAAUUUCAGUUGUGCAACAGUUCUUUUCAAGUAAUUCUGUCCCUCCAGGUGGCCGGUGUAGUUUCGCUUCUUGAUGUCUCCUUUUUGUUUUUCUUGCUUUUGUUCAUUCGCUUCCUUAUAAAUUGGGAGGUUGAGUUUGAGAUUGGAAGUGGGGUUUCCUUUUCUUCAACCCUUAUCAUAUUCGUCGAUCCUUUCAGUGCUUUUCUGCUGCAAUUUUUUUGGUGUCGGUGUGAUCGAUUUCAUUUCCGGUGAAUUUAUUCCUGAAAAUCGGUACGGAUGUUGUGGACUGAAGGUCAUCUUGCUGCGAAUGCAGUCGUACAUCUUCAAGACGCUUUGCCUUGAAAAUAUUAUUUCUGAUGCUUGCUUUCCUUGAUUCUGAGAUUGGCGAUGAUGAUGUUUGGCUACAUGUUGAAAGUUGUUGAUGCUCGACCAGGGUGACAAAGAAGAACGAUCACUACAGACUCCUGAAAUGGUGAGCGAUCUGGAGAUGAAGAUGAACAUGACAAAAGUUGCCCCAGACUCUGGUAGUUAUCUUUCAGUUGUCAACCAAUUCAUGCAAAAGAAAGGGGUAGUUGGUGAGAUGGAAGAAAAACUCGCUUUCGCUGAGGAAAAAGUGUGGGGCUGGGGUACUGCUGCUUCUGUAGCCGCUGGUCAGUCCAUGUUAUGGGAAUGUGGAGCAGAGGAAGCUGGUGAGUAUCUCCAGGCUGUUGACGACAUUCAGAAGUUGAUAGAAAGCUUAGAAAGCCUGUCAAUUACAUCCGAUCAAGAAGGGACUGACAUCCUUCAGCGUGCUGAUAGCGUACUUCAGACUGCCAUGGUUAGGCUUGAGGAAGAAUUUAGUUAUAUGCUGGUUCAGAGUAGGCAGCCUUUGGAGCUGGAACUUUCGUCUUUCAGGUCAAGUGAAGGUUAUGUUACAGAAGAGGAUUUCUCCGGCUGCUUUGAUGAUGACUCAAUUGAUGACAGUCAGGUUAAGCUUGAGGGAAUUGCCAACAAGUUCGAUGAAUUCACAGUUGAUUUGAUUAAUCCAAGUGUGAUUCAAAACUUGAAAUGCAUUGCAGACCUUAUGAUUCAGUCAGAUCAUGAUCUGGAAUGCUGUCAAGCUUACAGCAGCAUCAGAAGAGAUGCACUGGAUGAAGGCCUUUUCAUCCUCGGAAUUCAGAAGCUUAGUAUUGAGGAAGUGGAGAAGAUGGAGUGGGAGAUACUUGAUUCUUAUAUAAAGAAAUGGAUCCGUGCGAUAAAGAUAUUUGUCAGGGUCCUUCUUGCCAGUGAAAAACGCCUGUGCAAUCAGAUCUUCGGAGAGUUGAGCUCACUUGGCAACAUUUGCUUUGUUGACACUGCAAAAGGUGCAAUGCUCCAACUCCUUAACUUUGGUGAUGCUAUUGCUAUCGGCCGCCGGUCUCCAGAAAAGCUGUUUGGGAUACUUGGCAUGCAUGAUGUGUUGCAGGACCUGCUUACAGAUAUAGAAACUUUGUUCUCUGAAGAAAAUGGUUCUUCUGUUAGCGUCGAGGCACACGAAGUUCUUUUGAGAUUGGGUGAAUCAGUAAGAGGUACCUUUAUGGAAUUUGAGAAUGCUAUUGAAAGAAAUGUUUCAAGCACUCCGUUUGCUAGAGGGGGCAUCCAUCCCUUGACAAAGUACGUGAUGAAUUACAUAAAGACGCUUACUGCUUUUAAGGACGCACUCGAUCUUCUUCUUGAGAUCAAAGAAGGUGGGCAUGAAAGUCCUACAGUGUCUUCUUCGACCACGGCUUCCCCUGAAGGUAGUAACGGAAGUUUCUCAAAAAAUCUCUCGCCUACUGUGCACAAUCUCUUAGAAGUGGUCUCCAUGUUGGAGUCCAAUCUUGAUAUGAGGUCCAGAUUGUACAGGGAUGAUGCACUGCAACACUUCUUUCUAAUGAAUAACAUCCAUUACAUGGUUCAGAAAGUAAAAAGUUCUGACCUGUGUCUUCUUGGUGAGGACUGGAUAAGAAGACACAACCGGAAAGUACAAGUGCAUGCGACGAACUACGAGAGAGCCUCCUGGAACACAGUGCUCGCCUGGUUGAAAGAUGAUGGCAUUGGUUCAGGUGGUUCAAAGGCAGUCAAAGAGAGAUUGAAGGGCUUUAACUUCUCAUUUGAAGAGAUAUAUAAGAAUCAGACGUCUUGGAUCGUCCCAGACCCUGGACUUCGGGAAGACCUGCAGAUCUCAAUCUCGCUUAAGGUUGUUCAGGGUUACCGCACAUUCACAGGCCGGUUAGGAAGUUAUUUGGACGGCACAAGAAGUGCAGACAAAUACAUGAAGUAUACAGCUGAGGAUCUAGAAACUCUUCUCUUGGACCUCUUUGAAGGUUCUCCUCGGUCGUUGAACAGCCAGCGCGGUAGAAGGUGACUUCAUCAAAAGAUCAAGAGCUGCUGUAUCGGUCACCAAAUUGUUAUGAACCCCAUGUUUAGUCUACUGCCCGCUUUACGAUGUUGUAAUAUAUGUAUAGAAAAGCCAUGCCUUAGUAAAAUGAGUGGAAUAUCGAAGCUUCACUGCUUUGCCAAGCUAAGGAUAGCUUCCACCCUUUUGCCGCCGUUGCAGGUCAGGCAUGAUGCUUUCGUUGUUUUUGGAUGAAUAAAUUGGAAAUGCCCUUCCUUUGCAGGAAAUAUCUUCCGUUUUAUGGAUGUUA
Messenger RNA from Nymphaea colorata (pocket water lily), 3483 nucleotides. RefSeq names its product exocyst complex component EXO70E2-like. Lineage: Eukaryota; Viridiplantae; Streptophyta; Magnoliopsida; Nymphaeales; Nymphaeaceae. The transcript is spliced from 2 exons. Gene Ontology annotation, molecular function: phosphatidylinositol-4,5-bisphosphate binding. Gene Ontology annotation, cellular component: exocyst. The coding region runs from base 1260 to 3203 and encodes 647 amino acids. Gene Ontology annotation, biological process: exocytosis. The record is from RefSeq and is a predicted model, not a curated record.